AUGAAGAUGGGAUCUCGUAUCUCCUGGCGUUGGUACGCCGCCAUUGGAGUCCUCAUCCCAGGCUGCAUUUCAAAUGCCAACGCUAGCCCAGCCGUCAAUGUGGCGCUCCAAGCCUCCUUCGACUCGGCCCCGUACCUAGUCGAGCUCUUGGAAUCUGCCGCAGAAGAAAACUCCACUGCAUACUUCCCAUUGCUGGACCGCAUCGCCGACGGCACCUUUGAAGACCUCACAACAGAGCAAGAGCUCUACAAUAAAUUCCUGGCCGUCGUCCAAGAAGGCGGAUACCUGCGCACCCAAGAGAGUCUUUCAUCCUUUAAGCUCUCGCUUUCGGUCCGCUCCCCCGCGCCCCGCAUCGAAGCUCACUACCAAUUCUACAAUACCUCCGUCCAGCAAUCCCUAGGCGCAGCCCAGGAUGCCGUGUGCCCAGUCUGGGUCCACCUAGACGGCAAGCAAUACUGUUCUUCGACGCUGGAGCGCGCGCAGCAGGAUGUACUUGAUCCGCAGGAUCCCCGCGAACUGCCCUUCGACCGAGUCCUUGGUGAAAUCUCGCUCCCUCCUGCUGUGCUCUACGCGGAUAUUUCCGCGCCCAUGUUUAGAGAUUUCCAUGAGACGCUGAGUGAUAUGGCGAAGCAAGGGCAGAUCUCGUACCGUGUUCGCUACCGACCUCCUCAGCAUUGGGUUUCGCGGCCGUUGUUUGUUUCCGGAUAUGGCGUUGAGCUUGCUUUGAAGAAGACGGAUUAUAUUGUCAUUGAUGAUCGUGCUGCUGAGAAGCUCGAUACCGAGAAUGACUCGGAUCUGGAGACUAAGGAGGAUGCCCCGGAUGAUUUGAGGCCUUUGUCUGCUUCGGAGGUGGCACGGUUGGGUGUUAAUUCUGCGAAGUAUGUUAUGGACAGUCCUGAACCUUUGGAGGCUUUGAUCAAGCUUUCGCAGAACUUCCCUCAGUAUUCUUCAAUUGUGGCGGCUCACAAUGCUACUGGGGAGAUGUUGCAGGAGAUUCGUCACAACCGGGCGAGGAUGAUUCCUGGUGGUCAAAAUGUUAUGUGGAUUAAUGGUGUGCAGAUGGAUACGCGCCAGGUCGAUGCCUUUUCUCUGUUGGAGCAUCUGCGUCGGGAGAGGAAGCUUAUUGAGAAGUUCCGGGGUCUCGGUCUUUCUGCUAAAGAUGCUGUUAAGCUUCUAUCGCACCAGAUUCUCACUGAGGCUCAAGCUGGUGGUGAAGAGCAGCGAUAUGACUACCGCGAUGAUCCGGAGGACAACCAGGUUAUUAUCUGGUUGAAUGACCUGGAGAAGGAUACCAGAUAUGAGGGCUGGUCUAGUGGGCUCGAGGCGUACAUUGCCAGCGGUUAUCCAGGACAGCUCCCUCCAGUCCGUAGGGACCUCCACAAUGUUGUGGUUCCUGUUGACCUUUCCGAUCCGGAGAGCAUGAUGCUAAUUGCUGGUAACCUGAAUGCUUUCAUCAAGAGAGGAAUUCCUGUAAGAUUUGGGCUUGUGCCUCUCGGCUCGUCUCCUGAGUCUAUCGCGCAGCUCAAGGUGGCUCACUAUCUUUACGAUGCGUAUGGUCUGGAAUCUCUUGUCAAGUAUCUCGAAGCGCAAGCUACUAAGGGAAAGAGAGGCUCCCCUGACAAGUCGUGCUUCGUCACUUCUAUCGUGGAACAAGAGCCUCUUGGAGACCAUCCAGCUCUCUCCCUUGACCAAGUCUUGAAGAGCGAGAAGUACAAUUCUCUCGUAUCUCACACAACUGCCUACCAGCGCCGUCUGAGCCUUACCGGCGAUGCACCUAACUUCCUGGUCAACGGUAUCCCCGUUCCCCGCGAUGGCAACUGGAUGCAGGGAAUGAGUGUGCAGAUCAGUCGAGAUCUGAAGCUGGUUCAGCAGGGAAUUGCCGAGGAUCUCUUUGAGGAGGAUGCUUGGCUCCCCGAAUUCUUCCUGGCUGGGGCAUUCAAGAGACGUAAUACUUUCCUCAUGCCCGAAGAUCCCAAGAGUGUCCGUAUUGUGGAUCUUGUCGGCGUUCUUGGAUCAGAUGAGAACUCUUUGGACAAGAUUCCUCGUAUUGUGUCUGAGAAUAGCGCUUUGGAAAGUGUGCACAUGAUUGUCGUCGGUAAUUUCGAGGCUGAGGGCGUUGCAUUGUUGACUGAAACCCUCAAACUGCGGAAGGAACAUCCUGAUGUUGAAAUACUUCUGCUUCACAACGCCGCAUCAGAUGAUGAGGCUGUCCCCAAGACUCUCGUCAUGGUCUCUCAGUCGCUUGCCAAAGGCGAGAGCCUCGACCAGGUCCUGGCUCAGCUCAGUGCAUCUGACGAUGAUGCUGAGAUUCCAGAGAUCGCAGAUGAAGAGCUUUCUGCGGUCCAGGUAUUGCACCAGCGCUUGGUCAAAGAACUAGGGUUUGAAGCUGGCACCGAAGGACUUGUCAUUAAUGGCCGCGCAGUCGGUCCUGUCGAGAAGGAUUACCCACUCACAAUGGAAGAAUUAAGCCAGCUCAUCGCGUAUGAACGGCUCAAACGCCUCGAUCCCGUUGCAUUGGCUGUCGCCCAGCUGGGCUUCCAGUCUAAGAUCUCAAGUCCGCUCGACCUCGCCAAGCUAACCUCGCUUGUGGCUCUUUCUAUGAUCUCGGACGUUCCAGAGGGGAUCUUUGAGAACACUCCUGAUUUCAGAAUGGAUGUGUCUGAUAAGUGGAGGACUGUUUACUCUGUAAUUACCGUGUCCAACUCUGAUGAUCCUACGAUUAAUGUUGCCGUUGUUCUCGAUCCUGCAUCUGAGGUUGCCCAGCGAUGGCUGCCAGUCAUCAAGGUUCUUUCCGAACUGUCUGGUGUUCAAGUCAAGAUCUUCCUUAACCCUAAGGAGGGCCUCAAGGAGCUACCAGUGAAGCGAUUCUACCGUUAUGUUCUCGAGUCAGAGCCGUCGUUUACCGAAGCUGGUGCUCUUGCUCGACCUCAAGCUUCCUUCACUGGUGUGCCAGUUGAGGCGCUGCUUACUCUGGGCAUGGACGUGCCUUCAUCGUGGCUUGUUGCUCCCAAGGAGUCGAUCCACGACUUAGACAAUGUUAAGCUGAGCUCGCUUAAGUCUGGAGCCAAUGUCGAUGCCAUCUAUGCUCUCGAGCACAUCCUCAUCGAGGGCCACUCCCGUGAUCUCACAACCAAAACACCUCCUAGAGGUGUUCAGCUCACAUUAGGCACAGAGAAGAACCACUACUUCGCAGACACUAUCAUCAUGGCAAACCUAGGAUACUUCCAAUUCAAAGCCCAGCCAGGCCUGUGGCAAAUCAACCUCAAGCCCGGCCGCAGCGAGAAGCUCUUCAAUAUCGACAGCGUCGGCGGCCUUGGAUACCGCUCACAACCCGGCGACGAAAGCAAUGAGGUAGCCCUGCUUACCUUCCAAGGCCGCACCCUGUUCCCGCGCCUAUCCCGCAAACCAGGCCACGAAGACGAAGACGUCCUUGAUACCGGCAUCCAACCCGGCUCAACAAAAGACUUCUUCGCCAAGGGCCUCAACUUCGCCUCAGGCGUCCUCUCCAGCGUAGGGGUGAGCACCAAGACCAACGGCCAACAAGCCGACAUCAACAUCUUCUCAGUGGCAAGCGGACACCUCUACGAACGCAUGCUAAACAUCAUGAUGGUUUCAGUAAUGCGCCACACCAAACACACCGUGAAAUUCUGGUUCAUCGAACAAUUCCUAUCUCCCUCUUUCCGCGCCUUCCUCCCCUCCCUCGCGAAGGAAUACAACUUCUCCUACGAGAUGGUCACCUACAAAUGGCCCCACUGGCUGCGCUCCCAGAAGGAAAAACAGCGCGAAAUCUGGGGCUACAAGAUGCUCUUCCUGGACGUCCUCUUCCCCCUCUCUCUGGACAAAGUGAUCUUCGUCGACGCGGACCAGAUCGUUCGCACAGACAUGCACGAUCUAGUCACGCACGAUCUCCAAGACGCGCCAUACGGCUUCACGCCGAUGGGCGAUUCCCGCGCUGAGAUGGAAGGUUUCCGCUUCUGGAAGCAGGGAUACUGGGCUAACUUCCUGCGUGGGAGUCCUUAUCAUAUUUCCGCGCUUUAUGUGGUCGACUUGAAUCGGUUCCGGGCUUUGGCUGCGGGUGAUCGGCUGCGUGGGCAGUAUCAGAUGCUUUCGUCUGAUCCGAAUAGUCUCAGUAAUUUGGAUCAGGAUCUGCCUAAUCAUAUGCAGCAUCAUAUUCCUAUUCAUAGUCUGCCUCAGGAAUGGUUGUGGUGUGAGACUUGGUGUGCGGAUGAGGAUUUGGAGGCUGCGAAGACGAUUGAUCUUUGCAAUAAUCCUCUUACUAAGGAGCCUAAAUUGGAGAGGGCUAGGAGGCAGGUUCCUGAGUGGACGGUUUAUGAUGAUGAGAUUGCGGCGCUGGCUAAAAGGGUUGCUGGGGUUGAGGUUGAGGAUGCUGCUGGGGUUGAGUUUGUGCAGAGUGGUGAGGAUAGGAAGGACGAGUUGUAG
Molecule: messenger RNA, 4440 nt
Organism: Penicillium nucicola
Lineage: Eukaryota; Fungi; Ascomycota; Eurotiomycetes; Eurotiales; Aspergillaceae
Product: putative UDP-glucose:glycoprotein glucosyltransferase
Exons: 4
Coding region: 1-4440 (1479 amino acids)
Cellular component (GO): endoplasmic reticulum
Molecular function (GO): UDP-glucose:glycoprotein glucosyltransferase activity
Source: RefSeq, a predicted model, not a curated record